AUGGUGUGCAAUCGUGCAGAAUACGACAAACGGUGGGCCUGUGAAGAGUCGAGUCGCGGCUGGGUGGUUUUCAUUUCAUCUUCAUUUCACAUCAUUUGUCAUAAUUGCCUCGAAAGGACGCCCACUCUUCUGCUAGUUUGUGGCUUUUGCGCAACCAUUUCGCCACACUUCGCAAGUCUUCACAACACAGGCUACCCUGAAAAGGUCGGCGUUGCUACCCUCCAACCGCAUCGAAUUCUUCAGCUUCACUUUCUCCCCGGCGACCAGCCUGGCUCCCAAGGCAUCGUCUGCUCAACAGCCCAUGUCCGCCCACUCAGUUGUCCACUUCAAGCAUUACUGAUCGCGUAG
Messenger RNA from Protopolystoma xenopodis, 348 nucleotides. The record is from the annotation of a GenBank genome assembly. NCBI's taxonomy places the organism in Eukaryota, Metazoa, Platyhelminthes, Monogenea, Polystomatidea, Polystomatidae.